Messenger RNA from Bombina bombina (fire-bellied toad), 2132 nucleotides. RefSeq names its product sodium voltage-gated channel beta subunit 3 (gene SCN3B). The coding region runs from base 398 to 1048 and encodes 216 amino acids. Gene Ontology annotation, molecular function: sodium channel regulator activity. The record is from RefSeq and is a predicted model, not a curated record. Gene Ontology annotation, biological process: sodium ion transport; regulation of heart rate by cardiac conduction; ventricular cardiac muscle cell action potential. Gene Ontology annotation, cellular component: voltage-gated sodium channel complex. NCBI's taxonomy places the organism in Eukaryota, Metazoa, Chordata, Amphibia, Anura, Bombinatoridae. The transcript is spliced from 6 exons.
UUUGUGCGCAGUGCAAGCAUAUUAGACCGGGGUUUAUCCUACAGAUCUCUCAUGCUGUGUGCCAGGAGAACAGAGCUGCUGCCUUCAUAAAGACACUAGGUUACCUGAUCCUCUGAGGAUGCAAUAUUAGAUCACCUUUAUCCAGCCGAGAACUGCUUAUUCUGAAAGCUACUACACAAAGCCCUGUCCUGCAAGCCCAGCCAGCUGACAGCACCAACACCCUAGCCCUGCCUGGAUCCUGCCUCUGGGAACUGCCAGGCUCACAUUCUCUCCAAGGUGCUGAUUCUAAAGGCCUUACAAGCUCUGGCUCUGAUGGGUGCACAGAAAAUGUAGUAUACUAUCAGCUUCAGUAGCAUCUCAUCAAGACCUUGUAAAGGGGACUAUACCUAGGCUGAUCAUGGCUGCCUUGUGGAACAGCAUCUGGACAAAGUCACUGCUGCUUCUGUUUAUGGUCGGCAUCUGCUCACCUGUAUGCGUUGAAGUUCCUCCUGGGACAGAGGCGGUAAAAGGAGAGAACAUGACCUUAUUGUGCAUUUCUUGUAUGAAGAGGGAAGAAGUUUAUGCCGUCACCAAUGUUAAGUGGUUUUACCAGCCUAACGAUAAGGAACAAGAGCUACUUAUCUUCGAAUACGACAGGGGACCAAUGAUAUACGAUAGCCCUAUGAAAGGUCGUCUUCACUGGAAUGGCAGCAAAGAUCUUCAGGAUGUUUCUAUUACCUUACAUAAUGUGAGACUGAAUGACUCGGGAGUCUUUACCUGCAAUGUAACACGCAUUCUCCAUUUUGAUUCAUACCGUCACUCUGUUCAGAGCAAUGUAAGCAUUAACCUCAGGGUCACAGAAGAAGCUGGGGAAGAUUUUACAUCCGUGCUCUCUGAAAUUGUGAUGUACGUCCUCCUCGCUUUCCUAACCUUCUGGCUCUUGGUUGAAAUUGUAUAUUGCUACAGAAAAAUCUCUAAAGCAGAAGAAGUGACCCAAGAAAGCAUCACUGAUUACUUGGCAAUACCUUCCGAAAACAAAGAAAAUUGUGCAGUUCCCGUGGAAGAGUAACUGUCAGCAAAGAGGGGAGGAAGAAGAUGCAAAUCAGUUGCCUGUCUGCACAAGAACUGGAUCUAGCCCUGUACCCCAACUCACUAUUACAUAUCUGUUAUUCAGAGAGAUCUCAUAUAAACACCUAUCCUGCUCUGUACAUCUCCUUGUUUGGUUCACAAUGUAUCUUCAGAGGCGCUACAAUCUCCUUUUUAUACAACGCGUAUUUGUCAAGGUUGCCGGAAUGUGCUCUAAAUACCCAAGUUAUGGAUAUUCUUUUAUGUAGAAAGAUCUUGUGGUUGAAUACUGUAACUAAUUGAACACAAUGUGUAAAAGCAAAUACAAAAUAAGCAAUUGGAGCCUUAGAAGAUGGAAAAGGGAAAUUUUAAAGACCAUGUGGCAAGCUGGUAUUUUUUUUCUGCACUAUGUCCAUUUUUGACUGGUUACCUUUCUUUUCUUGCUAUUUAGAAAUGAUGAGGUCACCGCAAAAAUAUUGGGCGAAGGAGGACAUUUUUAUAGAUAGGGUGCAAUAUUUAGUCCUAUAUGGUUAAUUGUGCUUUUAAAUAUGUGCGUGAAUGCAUUUAGCGGUAACAUCUCCACAUAGAACAAAACAGGCACCGGCGCACAUGUAACAGGUGUUUAGAGGUGUCAGAGGUUUAUUUCUGGCAAUGUAUGGAUUUUAUUUUUGAGCAGCGUUUAUAAAUGCAAGUCAAGCUAAUGUCCCCAGUCUUUUGUAGUAUUGACAUUUAUGAGGACAAACAUGGAAGAACCAGUUAAGAAACACUGCCAAGAAGACGAUCAGAAGUGCUAUCCUUCUUUCUUGCAAUUGUCGAUAUGCUGUAUGCAUGUUCACUAUCUACUUCUCAGUAUUUUAUUAUUGCACUGUGCAGCAGGUAAACACUGUAUAUAAAUAAAAAAUACAUUAUUUGAAAAUGGAAACACUUUAAGUACAUUGACAUUAUAUACCAUCAUUUUAAACAGUAUUAUCUUCCAUGGAUUUUGUCUGGUCAUAUAAUUUGUCAGCCAUGCUUAUUUAUUUAUGUAUGUAUUUAUUUUUUAACAAAAAUAAAGGUAUGGGUUUUUGUUUUGGUUUCUCAACAUCAAA